CAGCAACAUGGCUGCGCGCAUGUGAAAGUCGUGCUGCACCACAUCGGAAUUACUAUUCGUUGUUUUUAAAGUUACCUUUUAAAAGGAACGAUUAGCGAUUCGGCUAAUAUCAGCGUCUACAGAUAUUUUAUGUAAUUGACACACUGUAAUCUACACGAUUAUGGACACCGACGGACAACUACGGAAUCUUCGUGACUUCCUCUUGGUUUAUAAUCGAAUGACGGAAAUUUGCUUCCAGCGAUGCACGAACAAUUUCAACUACAGAAAUCUCACAAUGGAUGAAAUGCAUUGUGUGGACAAUUGUGCUGGUAAACUAAUCCGUUCCAACCAUCGCCUCAUGGGCACAUAUGUAAAGCUGAUGCCAGCCAUGGUCCAACGGCGAAUGGAAGAGUUGGAGAGCAAAGCUGCAGAAGCAGCAAAGGCAACCGAAGCAGUUGGCCCAACGGAGCCUCUUACUGAAGGUUUAAAUUCAUCAGAUGCCCCAUCCACAGUCGUAACCUCUCCCAUUGCAGCUCCUCCACCAGAUGUGCCGAUACCCACAUUUGCUGCAGAACAGACAGGGACAUCAAAUACCGAUGGCACAAUCUGAUCUGCACCAUCACGGUCUACAAAUGAUGCGUUGCUUUCACCCAUACCAAUCCCAGUCAUCAUUACAAAAAGUGCAAUUAAGGCACCAAGAGUAGUCCCAUCCAAGCAAGCUUCCUUGGAAGUGACUUCUCCGCUUUUAGAAGGACUGAAGGUCUCUACCCUUCCUGCCAAUCCCAGUGUACCAACACAAGAGUCCCUCUCAAGUGCUAUGGCAGGCAUCUCUUGAAGAAAUGUAGAUGAAAAGCAGAUUAAUGUAAUGAACAGCAGCAUAUCAUCACCAACCCCAACACAUCGCUCUACUGGGGGAGAAGGACUACCAUCAUAGAGUUAGUUUAUUAAUAGACAGGGACAAGGUUCGUUACUCAGAGCUGUUAUCUGGAAGCAUGUACUGAGUAGAAUAACAAGUAUGAAAACUACUUGAAGGUGAGAAAUUGUGACUUUUCCUUAAUAUUGUCUUGAGGGACAUGGAUAUUUCCAGUUCCUAAUGAUAGCAGGCACAGAGGCAACAAAAUGUGACAUUGUUUCAUUGCUGGUGUUUUUCUGAUAUUCAGAAUCAUGUUUAUUGGGAAGUAUAUGUGAUUAUCUGACUGAAAAGACCAGCAACUGGAAAAAGUAUUGUAUAAUGGUGUUUAGAUGGGUAGAACAACUUCACAUUUGAACGAAAAAAAAAAAAAAUGCGAUCAUGAAGUCUUUGAGGUACUUUCAACUUCAUAAUAUGAUCUAAUUUCAGGUUGUUGUUGCUUUAUGAAUAACUGGGUUUUGUGAGGUGGGAGUAGCUCAAUAGGUUAAAGCUCUGGUUUAUUGAUUAGAGGGUCAGUUUGAGCCCCAGUACUACCAAGCUGCCACUGUUGGGCCUUGGGCAAGACCCCAGCCCUAUCGGCUCAACCUAUCCUAUUCACAUCUUUCCCCCCCCCCAUACAUUUUUCCUGCCGGUCCCAGGAAUCAAACCGGUGACCCUUUGGGCUCAAGGCUGCUUCUCUAACCUUCAGGCCAAGGCUGCCCAAUUUACUGCAAGGUAAUGUAAUGGAAACUUCUAAUAAACACUUCAGAACGCUUA
This is a messenger RNA of Neoarius graeffei (lesser salmon catfish), 1645 nucleotides long. It is a transcript of the gene timm10b, whose product is annotated as translocase of inner mitochondrial membrane 10 homolog B (yeast). Lineage: Eukaryota; Metazoa; Chordata; Actinopteri; Siluriformes; Ariidae. The record is from RefSeq and is a predicted model, not a curated record. The transcript has 3 exons. Bases 161 to 589 code for a protein of 142 amino acids. Gene Ontology annotation, cellular component: mitochondrial intermembrane space chaperone complex.